GGAGGCAGGUUGCUCGCAGUGCUCCAGCCCCAGCUCGGGGGUUCUGGGGGGCUUUGGGGGCUCAGCAGCAGCUCGGUGACAUUGCCGGGACAUGGCAGCAUUCCCGGUUAAUGGUUAAUGUCGCGACAGAAGGACAAGGAGCCCCCCAUGCAUCCUUAUUAUGCUGCUGUCUCCCGGCUGCCCCUGGACCAGUGGCAGCCCUGCUCUCCUGCUUUCUGCACAGCAUCCAAAGGUUGACACGGAUUUGAUUUCUGCAGCUCUUUGCUCGGAUGGAUGGAGUGCUCCCAUCAAGGUUGUUUACCCAGUGAACGCAUCCCUGAGGAGCUGCAAGGCAAAAAUCUUCUCCUGGGAGCUGAUUUCCUCCUGCUUUUCUUUGAGCUGCCUGAAGAACAUCCCAGGAAAAUGGACCAGCCCUGCACCUAACACCCAGCUCUGCUUUCUGCAAUGCUCAGUGGGAAGGAGGCACCGUUCCAGCAGAAAUCCAGCACACAGCAGAAUUUUGAUACCAAGUGCUUCAAGGAUAAAGACUUCAUGUAAUUGCUGUGGGAUUCAGGACUGCUGCACUCUCAUUCUUCUGACUGUUCAACAAGGCAAACAAUGGAAAAACUCCUGUGCUAAAAUACUGCUGUAAAUUGGUUAUCUCAGAAUGCCAGUAGUGGCAGUUGUGUCCUUAUCUCAGGGUAUGCACAAAUACCAAAAAUGAUCUGAAUGUUUAACUGGACUAUGAUAAGAAGACAGGAUCUGGAAGUGAAAGAUGAACCCACUUCAUGCAAAGAAAUCGAGAUUUUUAGUGUGUGUUGCUGUCUGUAUGUUCAUCUACACCUUCAUUUACCUAAAGGUUCCGCUUUAUGACGAGUCAAAUGACCAAAAGUUCCGUGUCAGAAGAGCAGAGUGUGGUUUUUACCCAGAUGAACUUUGCUCAGCUCUUUUUGUGGGGAAACCUGCAGCCUUUCAAAUUGGAAACUCUUGUCAGAAGUCCUACCAGCCCAAAGCACUCAGCUGCACUCAGACUUCCUGCAGCUGCUCCACAGUCCUGAAGACUCUGCAUUUUAUCACCAGACCACUGUCAGAGGAAGAGGGAAAUUUCUCCUUGGCGUACAUUAUUACAAUUCACAAGGAGCUGGAAAUGUUUGUGAGGCUGCUAAGAGCUAUUUAUAUGCCUCAGAAUAUUUACUGCAUCCACAUUGAUGAAAAGUCACCCAGAGAUUAUAAAACUGCUGUACAGAACAUCGUUAACUGCUUCGAAAAUAUUUUUAUUUCCUCAAAAACAGAACAUGUUGUUUAUGCAGGGUUUUCAAGAUUACAAGCUGAUAUUAAUUGCAUGAGAGACCUCGUUAACUCCAAAGUUCAGUGGAAUUAUGUUAUUAAUCUGUGUGGUCAAGAUUACCCCUUGAAAACAAAUAAAGAAAUCAUACAAUACAUAAAAAGUAAGUGGAAUGGUAAAAAUAUCACUCCUGGGAUAGUGCAGCCCCUGCAUGUGAAGCACAGGACAGAGGUCAGCUACAGGGAGUAUGUGCACUCUGGAGUGCCCUACGUGUACCCAGCAAAGGUCAGGAAAGCUCAGCCCCCACAUAACCUGACCAUCUAUUUUGGCAGUGCCUAUUACAUCCUCACCAAGGACUUUGUGGAGUUCACACUGAGCGAUGCCCGAGCCAAAGCUCUGCUGGAGUGGUCCAGGGACACCUACAGCCCUGAUGAGCACUACUGGGUCACCCUCAAUCGUUUACCUGAUGCUCCAGGGGCUACACCCAAUGCAGGCUGGCAAGGAGACCUACGAGCCAUUAAAUGGAAAGAUCAAGAAGGCCUCUCACACAAAGGAUGCAAAGGUCAUUACGUCAGAGAUAUCUGCAUUUAUGGCCUGGGGGAUCUGCAGUGGAUCAUUGAGUCCCCUCACCUGUUUGCCAACAAGUUUGAGGCUGGCAGGGACCCGCUGGCACUGGAGUGCCUGGAGCGGCGGCUGCGGCUCAAGGUGCUGCGCCAGGCUCAGGUGCCCAUCGAGCAGCACUGGCGCCUGCAGGAGCACAGCCACUUCAACAUGCAGCUGGAUGGCUGAGAUCUGCCCCCUGCCCUGCAAAUCUGCAGCAGCUGGCUGAAAAAAAGGACAUUUACAGCCACGGCUUCGCUCUGUGCGCGGAGGGUAAAGCACGAUCCUGCACUCCCUAAAUAAACAGGUUUUAUUUAUUCCGGUAGCAACGGGUUCAUUCCCAAAGAAUGGCUGAAAUCAAGGGGGGAAUUCAUAAUGCAGUAAGUGACUUAUUUAGCUGGAUAGUCAAUAUUCCUCAUGUUCACAGCCAAAGCAUGAACACAUUAAAUGGAAGCAGUGACUGAACAAAGAUUAAAUACGGAGAAAUAACAAAUUAAAGUCAUGGCCACUGAAUGUCUCAUGAAAUGUUUUGAAUAAUGAAGUUGAUGCUAAAAUUUCAGAGCUUGUACAUAAGUGACAACCAGUUUGUGACACAGCCCGUGCCCCUGGAGGGGUGUGGGGUUGUUUUUGUUUCCCAUGGCCAGCCACAUCCCUAAUUUCAUUUUGUAGCAUGGCAACAUCACUGCUGCCCUUCCCAGGCUUUGCUCCUAAUAACAGAAGGAUCCUGCAACACAUGUUUAUGUCCAAGUCUCUGUUCUGAGUCUCUGCAAGGAGAGGGAAAAUUUGAGGCCAGGGAUUACAGUAAAACUGAGCAAAAAGCCAUUUUUCAAACAUUUUCCUAUCCCAGUGUACCUGGCUGAGAGAAGCAAAGAGCCUGCAGCAAGUGCAGUAACACCUGGACAACUCACUCGAUUAAAAACUGCAAAUUAGAAAUACAAAUUAAAUAAAAAUUCAUUUUAAAAGGAGCAAUUUCAAUGCAAUCUUUAAUAUGCACCCAAAACACCCCUGAGUUCUUACAAGAAAACUGGAUACAGAUUGAGCCUAUUCACAAAAAAAUCAAAUGACCCAACAACAGGAGAUGAAAGUUUCUUGUUACAAACUCAUUCCCAGGUUGCUGGAACUUUAUUCCUCAUUUUCCCACAAAAGUUUAUUGGAAGCAUCAUUUCUUGCAAAUGAACUUUAACCUAAAGAAAGGCCAUCUGGUCCCUAUUUAUUUACAAACUCAACCCAAAGGCCUGUGCUCGGUUGCCUGGAUAAUCCAGGACUUAUCCUGUGGCUAAAUAUUGCUGGAGAUGCUUUUUUUUUUUUUUUUAAUGCAAGGAAAUAAGGCUAAAAAAGAAAAGGAAAAUAAAAGCCAGGCAUAUGUUCACGCUGAGCUUGUUGAGAGUCUGUCUCCAAACCAUUACUAAAGCUAAUGGGUCUCUGGCAUGUGUUAAUCAUAGCAAUAUUCAUAAUUAAUUUCUCUCCAGUCCACUGUAGGGCACUGCCAGGAUUUAUCCACUCCACGAUGUCUUUUAAAACAGGAAUGGAAGGUUCCUUAUUGCCAUCAUUGCAGUCAAUCCAGUCUGCAGCUUUCACCCCUGGCACCAUCACAGACAGCAACUGUACAUCAUUUGCAAAUUGAAUUAAAAUGAAAAAUUCAAUAGCCAGGCACUGUGUAUCAUGGGCUCCUUUUGCAGAAAUUGAACCAGGCAAAACACCUGCACAAAAAGGCCUCUGAAAAUACAAUUUUGGUACGACUUGAUCCAUGUCAACCCAAGAAUUGCAGCAUAUCUUUGCAGCAUGACCUUCUUUGCUUAAAGGAUUUUGUGUUUGAAACAAAAUUUUAGGAAAAUCAUUAUUAAACCAUUCUCAAGUAA
Molecule: messenger RNA, 3723 nt
Organism: Taeniopygia guttata (zebra finch)
Lineage: Eukaryota; Metazoa; Chordata; Aves; Passeriformes; Estrildidae
Gene: GCNT7
Product: beta-1,3-galactosyl-O-glycosyl-glycoprotein beta-1,6-N-acetylglucosaminyltransferase 7
Cellular component (GO): membrane
Molecular function (GO): acetylglucosaminyltransferase activity
Source: RefSeq, a predicted model, not a curated record